This is a messenger RNA of Coregonus clupeaformis (lake whitefish), 1734 nucleotides long. It is a transcript of the gene psmd13, whose product is annotated as proteasome 26S subunit, non-ATPase 13. Gene Ontology annotation, biological process: ubiquitin-dependent protein catabolic process. The transcript has 12 exons. Gene Ontology annotation, cellular component: proteasome regulatory particle, lid subcomplex; cytosol; nucleus. Lineage: Eukaryota; Metazoa; Chordata; Actinopteri; Salmoniformes; Salmonidae. Bases 118 to 1254 code for a protein of 378 amino acids. The record is from RefSeq and is a predicted model, not a curated record. Gene Ontology annotation, molecular function: structural molecule activity.
UGCGUCUAUCUUUGCUUUUGGUGCUAGCUGGACAGUUAGCUAGCUAGCCAAAGAAAUUCUAGAUUAAAGUUAUCAACACGUUUCUCAUUCGGUAUCUAAAUCAAACCUACCGCCAAAAUGAAAGAUGUUACCGGGUACCUCAAAACGCAACAGAGCAUGAGCUCCACUCCAGAGAUGGCAUCGGAAUGGCACACACUAGAGGAGUUUUACAACAAAAAGUUGUGGCAUCAGCUGACCCUAAAGCUCACAGACUUUGUAAAAGACCCUUGCUUCGCCAAAGGAGAUGGCCUCAUACAGCUGUACGAAAACUUCCUCAGUGACUUUGACCACAGAAUCAACCCACUGUCUCUGGUGGAGAUCAUCCUGUAUGUUACCAGACAGAUGACAGAUCCUAAAGAUGCUAUCACCUUCCUCGAGAAGACUAAGGAGAAGGUGAAGAGCAAUGACGAGUCAGUCAUUCUGUGCAAGACAUCCAUUGGAGCCCUUAAACUGGAGAUAAAUGACCUUCCAGCCACAAAGAUAUUAAUUGAGGAGGUGGAGGAGACGCUGAAUAACUUGCCCGGGGUGACGUCAGUCCACGGGCGAUUCUACGACCUGUCCAGCAAAUACUACCGCAUCGUGGGGAACCAUGCCUCUUACUACAAGGACGCUCUGCGCUACCUCGGCUGUGUCGACAUCAAAGACCUGCCAGAGACAGAGAAGCAGGAGAGGGCUUUCACUCUGGGUCUGGCUGGACUCUUAGGAGAGGGAGUUUACAACUUCGGAGAGCUGCUGAUGCACCCAGUACUGGAGUCCCUAAGGAGCACAGACAAGCAGUGGCUGAUAGACACCCUGUACGCCUUCAACGGAGGCAACGUGGAGAAGUUCCAGGCCUACAAGUCUGCCUGGGGAGCGCAGCCUGACCUGGCAGCCAAUGAAGCCAAACUGAUGCAGAAGAUUCAGCUGCUUUGUGUGAUGGAGAUGACGUUCACCCGUCCCGCUAACAACAGACAGCUGAGCUUCCAUGAGAUUGGACAGAGUGCCAAGAUCCCCGUCAACGAGGUGGAGCUGCUAGUGAUGAAGGCUCUGUCUGUGGGUCUGAUCAAAGGAAACAUUGAUGAGGUGGACCAGAAGGUUCAGAUGACCUGGGUGCAGCCCCGAGUACUGGACCUGCAGCAGAUCAAGGGCAUGAAGGACCGGUUGGACCUGUGGUGUGGAGAUGUGAAGAACAUGGCUGUGUUGGUGGAACAGCAGGCCCACGAUAUCCUCACCUAGACAUGCCUCCUCCCUCUGGUCUCCCCCCUGGUCUCUCUGGCCCUGUCCAGAACAACCCCCUAACCUCUAGACACUUGUAGAGAUCAGAGAGGAUUUGAUUGGUUUAAGCAAUAUGAUGAUAGUACCUUGUCCUCUGAUAGGCUAGGUGGAGUUUUGGCCAUGUUGCUUACACCAAUCCAAUCCUCUCUGAUCCUUCACAAGGGUCUAAGGUGUAGGUGCAAGGAAUGUUCUUCUGGACAGGGCCCUUCUCCCAGCCUGUUCACCCCCUAGAAUGGCCACCUUCAGCAGGCAUACCACCACCACAGGAGUCCCCUCUCUUCAUUCCUCUACCUACCUAUCUCCCAGGAGGACUGAUGCAUCCAGCUUUUUCAGUUUUUGUAAUUUGUAUUUUUUUGUUGGGGUGCCAUGUAUGUUCUUCAUGUUUUACUGUAACCAUUUAUAUCCUAAUGGUAGUAAAUAAAAUUAAAAUAUAACAUUGUU